AUGUCCACUCCAGCUGAAACCUCUUUUGCCGAACUUAAGGCAAUCACUAGGCAGAUUGUUGAUAUUGUCCGCACGGCUCGGCUGCUCCCACCUGGCAACAGCCACUUGGCUCUGAAAGCACAAGUCACUGAACUGGUGGCUAAGGCCGUCUGGGACCAUGAGGAUGCACCUUGCAUUCUGGGCAUAGUCUUGUCCUGCUCCAAGGAGUUACUUUGCGUUUGGCACAUGUCCCCCCAGGUUUGGCCCAACUGGCACAGCAUCGGCCAUAACGAUCCUUGCCUCCAGAAGCACAGCUGGUGCCACAAGGUCUUCGCCUGGGAGGCAUUAGGCGACCAGACAUUUGAUCUUCCCCUUGAGGCCCCCAAAUCCCCUGACACUGUCGCCAUUGACCUUCCCUCCCCACCUGUCGUUGCUGGCAGCAUUGCCAGCCCAUCUUCCGGCACUAUUGCCGAGUCCCGGGAGAAGCGUAAGGAUAAGGGUAAGGGUAAAGUGCUAGAUGCUGACCCAGAACCUGAGGUGGACAGGAGUAGGAAGAGGAAAUCACCCCUGAUUUUGGGACUCUCCUCCCAACCGCUGAAAUCUGCGAUGAAGAGUCACAAGAGGGCAAAGUCAGCUCGUGUUGUGAAGUCGUCCGAGUUUGUGGAGUCCAAGGAUGAACAUGAAGACAAGCCGGCUGCCCAAGGAGGGCCGGUCGUCUUAGUUUAUCAUCUCACCUCAGUCUCACCCCAGAUCCCCAAGAAGGCACCUUUCGGCCCUGCAAAGGUAAUUGCUGGAAGACAUCCAGAUGUCAUCGAGCACACGGACUCAAUGUCCAACACCCCCGUGGUCACCCCAGUGGUGGCGCCAAUUGUCAUCAAUGGCCCUGCCGGAAGCCAUCCAGAAGUCAUUGAGCACACGGACUCAACGUCCAACACCCCCGCAGUCACCCCGGUCAUGGUGCCAACUGUCAUUGAUACAGAUGACAUUCUCAUUCCCAGACCCAUGAAACAACCCAUGCUGGGCUUGCAACAAUGCGGAGUUGCCCUGCAUGACCUGUUUCAACAAGAGGACUGGGAACGGCCUUCUCUCCUGUGUUUUCUGCAACACAAAGAAGGUAAAGUGUUUUUCUGUCACCCUCAGAAGUCCACUGAAAUGGUCACGGGUGCUGCUGGAACUACCAGUGCCAGUGCUGCUGGUGCUGCCGGAACUGCCAGUGCGUCUGCUGUGACCACGCCUAAGACGCGCAGUCACAGCAAGACAAUAACUGCUGUCAAGGCACCCGCCCCACCACCUACACCCUCACCUGCACCAGCUCCAAUUGCAUCUUUGAGUGCCCGCAUGCCUCGUGCGGCUCUCAAUGUCCCCAUGCUGGACCUCCAUUCCAUGGCAAUGAGUAUUCAUGAUAGUGCUGGACACAUCAAGGCUCUCAAGGAUCUUGUUGCCGAGCAGGGCAGAUGUAUUGAUACCCUCACCAGGCUCCAUGAGAGCCUUCGAUGUGAAACCAUGGAACACCAUCCCUCAUUUCCCCUUCCCACUACUCCAGCAAAUGCAAUGUCUUUGUUGCUUGAUCAAUCCGUCACUGGAACAACGUCACCCUCCCAAUCCACACUCCCUCCUCUCAUCAAUCUUUUGAUGGCAGUGAUGGAGCCCACACCCUUGAAAAUUGAUUGUCCCAGAAUAUGA
Molecule: messenger RNA, 1662 nt
Organism: Suillus paluster
Lineage: Eukaryota; Fungi; Basidiomycota; Agaricomycetes; Boletales; Suillaceae
Exons: 7
Coding region: 1-1662 (553 amino acids)
Source: RefSeq, a predicted model, not a curated record